Molecule: messenger RNA, 1345 nt
Organism: Polypterus senegalus (gray bichir)
Lineage: Eukaryota; Metazoa; Chordata; Cladistia; Polypteriformes; Polypteridae
Product: ubiquitin-conjugating enzyme E2 variant 1
Exons: 8
Coding region: 27-1148 (373 amino acids)
Biological process (GO): protein K63-linked ubiquitination; DNA damage tolerance
Cellular component (GO): nucleus
Molecular function (GO): oxidoreductase activity
Source: RefSeq, a predicted model, not a curated record
GGUGGGGCGCGUUGCUGUCAAGAAAGAUGGCGAAAGAAGAAUGCGAGGUGAAACGGUUAGAUCGAGUAGCAGCGGAAAAAAGCCCCGAAACCCACGGCCCUGACCCGGGAGACUUGAGGCGUGGAGCUCGGGAGCUGGCAGCUUUGUAUUCAUCCGGAAAGCGUUUCCAGGAGUGGAUAUCUGUCAUCUUCUGCUUCUUCUUACUCAUCUUCAACUUCUAUCACCUGCUUGUCCACUUCCACAUUGAUCAUAUUUCCUUCAUGCUGACUGGUGUUGUUGCAGGAAUUCUCUCAGCAGACUUUGCCUCUGGCCUAGUGCAUUGGGGUGCAGACACGUGGGGGUCUGUUGAGGUCCCUGUUUUUGGAAAGGCAUUUAUUCGACCUUUCCGAGAGCAUCACAUUGACCCCACAGCUAUUACCCGGCAUGACUUCAUUGAAACAAAUGGUGACAAUUGUAUGCUGACAGUUGUGCCUUUAGCAAACAUGGCCUUAAAAUUUGUUUCCCUCUCACCAGCGGAGAUCUAUCAUACCUAUUCCUGGGAGUGCUAUAUAUUUGCUUUUGCUGUCUUUGUGACCCUCACAAACCAGAUCCACAAGUGGUCACAUACCUACUUUGGCCUACCCAGAUUUGUGACACUUCUCCAAGAUCUGCAUAUCAUCUUACCCAGGAAGCACCAUCGCAUCCAUCAUGUCUCGCCACAUGAAACCUACUUCUGCAUCACUACAGGUAUAAAGGUUCCUCGGAAUUUCCGACUGCUGGAAGAGUUAGAAGAAGGUCAGAAAGGAGUAGGCGAUGGGACAGUGAGCUGGGGUCUGGAAGACGACGAGGACAUGACGCUUACUCGUUGGAGGGGAAUGAUUAUUGGACCACCCCGGACGGUGUACGAAAACAGAAUUUACAGCCUUAAGGUGGAAUGUGGCACGAAAUAUCCCGAGGUGCCUCCCUUUGUGAGAUUUGUCACCAAGAUCAACUUGAAUGGAGUGCACAAUUCAAACGGGGUGGUGGACACCCGUGCAGUGCCAGUUUUGGCGAAGUGGCAGAACUCCUACAGCAUCCGGGUGGUCUUGCAAGAGCUGCGGCGACUCAUGAUGUGCAAGGAAAACAUGAAACUCCCACAGCCCCCCGAGGGACAGACCUAUAGCAACUAAAUGUCGGCAGCGGCGGCCAGCUUUCACUGUUUUUUGUCCACCACUCCUUCCUUCCGUCUUUCUGCUAGCGGCAUUUGUGCGGGCUUCAAUGAAAUUUUCAGCCUCGCAGUGACACGGCUGAGGAGCGCAGACAGAAUUCGAGUGAGCAAGAGAGACAGGCAAAUGGUGACCUUUGGCUCCACAGGAAAAAAAAAAAA